Messenger RNA from Vitrella brassicaformis, 1095 nucleotides. The record is from the annotation of a GenBank genome assembly. Lineage: Eukaryota; Vitrellaceae.
CCUUACGAAGGAAUAGGCAACCAAUGGAGCACCGCAAGUGGGUGGAGGUUCAGCAGAAGAGCAGGCUCCUUGAAAAAUUCGUCUUGGUCCGUCCCUUCACGGUGUCGUACAAGGACAACACCAAGCUGUUCGACUUCACCGUGGCUGUGAUCCAACACGCCAAGGCUCACGCAGCUCUCCCACACGUGGUCUUCGAGAGAAGCUACUGGACAAUGCCGCCGGGGUUCAGGUAUCUCGGCAGUGCGGAGCGCCUGUGGGUGGAGUCGCUGCAGCAGGGCAUUAUCCCCAACCCCCUCGUCAAGGACGUGUUUGGCAGGGAGGGGGGGACGCCUGAGCACCCCAUCGUCGUCGAGUAGAUAGAUGAGCCAAGUGAGGGAAGAGAGAGCGCCACUCACGGUGUUUGUUGCAGUUACUCAUUGGUGGCUGCUGUCUGGCCUCUGUGUGUGUGCAGAUGUGGUGUUGGAUGCCACUCGGUGGAUUGGCAGCUUCUUCUCAGAACCCGUCAGACCACACUUCUCGCCAGAUAGUAACAGAGGGUAAGCAACCAAACCCUUCACUCACCGGAAAGGGCGUGCACCCAGCUAUCGCUUCCUGCCUGUGUUUGCUGAUCCAGAGCAUCGCCAAGUGUGUCUGAUCCUUCUCCGUAUGGCAUCAGUCAUCGUUCCAAGAGGGGCGGCGGCGAGGGAUGAUGAUGAUUCGUGCGCGUGGCUUCAUGACGUCCUUCUUUAUCGCGUCGUGUGAUCGCACAUGCCAAUUAGUAAGUGACCUGCAGCAUGGGUGUCCCUUUUUCAUGACGGUCGAUUUGGAGUAGCGGCCGCUGCUCCGAGUGUUCCGCUGCGUUGAUGGAAUAAGAUGUCUUUCACGUCUCUCUCUGCACUCUGAGCAGUUGGCAUUUAGAGGGCUUGGCUGGGUCACUGGUUCACUGCUGUUGUGAGCUGAGCUGAGUACACGGGAUCCGGUUUCCUCUUGAUGUCACUCUUAUCCUUGUCGAGCUGUUGGUUCCACAGACACGUACACGCACACGCCUACGCCUGACCCGUCACAUCACAUAGAGCCUUGACGAAUGGAUCAACCACACCAACACAGCCCGAUCUG